AUGCACAGCUAUGUUUGGGCUGCUGCUGGGAAACAGCCUGAUCUUGAGCAACAGGUUGGUGUGGGUGGCUAUGGCUACCCAGCUUUGGUUGCCCUUAACGUUAAAAAAGGCGUAUAUGCCCCUCUUCGAAGUGCUUUUCAGCUCAACCAGAUCAAUGAGUUUGUGAAGGAAGCAGGGCAAGGUGGUAAGGGCAACUUACCCCUGGAGAAAGUUCCCUCCAUCGUUCAAACAGAACCAUGGGAUGGUAAAGAUGGAGAGGUCAUUGAAGAGGAUGAGUUCUCCCUUGAAGAUCUGAUGGACGACAAUGCUGCCGCUUCUAAAGAUGAAUUGUGACCGACACAGAGUAUCGUGGCCAACUUUUAAAAAUUAUGUGAGUUCUUCUAUUUUUAUUGCUUGUUCUUGCUA
Molecule: messenger RNA, 405 nt
Organism: Phalaenopsis equestris
Lineage: Eukaryota; Viridiplantae; Streptophyta; Magnoliopsida; Asparagales; Orchidaceae
Product: protein disulfide isomerase-like 2-3
Exons: 2
Coding region: 1-333 (110 amino acids)
Biological process (GO): response to endoplasmic reticulum stress
Cellular component (GO): endoplasmic reticulum lumen
Molecular function (GO): protein disulfide isomerase activity; protein-disulfide reductase activity
Source: RefSeq, a predicted model, not a curated record